AGCCAGAAGCGGAACAGCCAGUGCAGCGUCAAACUGGCGUGCUAAGAAACAGAAACCCAUUUGUUUUUGAAUAAUUACCUAUAUUUAUUGAUCGAAAAUGCCGGAUUUAGCGGUAGAAACUGUCGUAGUUCAUCCGUUGGUGCUGCUGAGUGUUGUGGAUCAUUUCAACAGGAUUGGUAAAGUUGGCAGCCAGAAGCGAGUUGUCGGUGUUCUGUUGGGCUCAUGGCAUAAGAAAGUUCUUGAUGUGUCCAACAGCUUUGCUGUGCCUUUCGAUGAGGAUGACAAGGAUGAUUCAGUGUGGUUCCUCGACCAUGACUACUUGGAGCAUAUGUAUGGCAUGUUCAAGAAAGUAAACGCGAGGGAGCGAAUAGUUGGUUGGUACCACACAGGCCCAAAGCUACACAAGAAUGACAUUGCUAUAAAUGAGCUCAUGAAACAGUACUGCUCUAAUUCGGUUUUAGUCAUUAUUGACGUUAAACCCAAAGAUCUGGGCUUGCCAACGGAAGCUUACAUCUCAGUGGAGGAAGUGCAUGAUGAUGGAACGCCCACAUCAAAGACAUUUGAACAUGUGACCAGUGAGAUUGGAGCAGAGGAGGCUGAGGAAGUUGGUGUGGAACAUUUGUUGCGGGAUAUCAAGGACACAACAGUCGGCACUUUGUCGCAACGUAUCACCAAUCAGGUGCAUGGCCUGAAGGGCCUGAACUCCAAGCUGUUGGACAUCAAGAGCUAUCUGGAGAAAGUCACAACAGGCAAGCUGCCGAUCAAUCACCAGAUCAUUUAUCAACUGCAGGACGUGUUCAAUCUCCUGCCUGAUGUCAACCUGCAGGAGUUUAUCAAGGCCUUUUACCUCAAGACCAACGACCAGAUGCUUGUGGUCUAUCUGGCUUCGCUUAUCCGCUCUGUAGUGGCGCUCCAUAAUCUCAUCAAUAACAAAAUUGCCAACCGUGACGCAGAAAAGAAGGAGGGACAGGAGAAAGAUGACAGCAAGAAAGAGAAAAAGGAUGAGAAGGAGAAAGACAAAGACAAGAAGGAGGGAGAUGCUGCAGCCAAGAAAGAUGACAAAAAGGAAAAGAAAUAAAACUGAGCCGGCGUGAACUUUGGCUUAGUCAGUCUUGGCUGAAUAAUGGAGAAAUUCAGCAUUUCCUCUGUCCACUUGUAACAAUCUGCAGGUUUACUGGGCAUUGUGUCUGUCUUUUGAUAUAAGGACUUAUUUACUGUAUUAAAAGAGCGAAAGAAUUUAGUUAAUCUUUACUUUUUUAUUGAUACAGGAUGAACAAGGUUGAUUUACAUCUACGUUAAAAUACUGUUAUUUGACCAUCAAAAUAUCGAGACAGGUGCCCAGUGGUCCUACUGCAAAUAUUUCAUUGUAUUAAGACUUGUAAGAUUCCUUUUGUAUAACUAUAAAAAUCGAUGCUAAACAAGCUCA
This is a messenger RNA of Triplophysa rosa, 1426 nucleotides long. It is a transcript of the gene psmd7, whose product is annotated as proteasome 26S subunit, non-ATPase 7. Lineage: Eukaryota; Metazoa; Chordata; Actinopteri; Cypriniformes; Nemacheilidae. Gene Ontology annotation, cellular component: proteasome complex; proteasome regulatory particle. Gene Ontology annotation, biological process: proteasome-mediated ubiquitin-dependent protein catabolic process. The transcript has 7 exons. Gene Ontology annotation, molecular function: protein binding; metallopeptidase activity. The record is from RefSeq and is a predicted model, not a curated record. Bases 98 to 1078 code for a protein of 326 amino acids.